CUGGGCCCGCGUCCCCUCCCUCCCGACUCCGGGAGGCGGGGACGCGGCGGCGGCUUCUCCAGUCGUGUCUUUCUCACUCACUGGGGAACCCGGCGGUGGCGGCACCUUUCGAGCAAAAGCGUUGAGACGCAAGAGCCUGCCGGCUAGCCAGAGAAAGAAGUCGGACAGACCGACUGCGAAGCCGACGAACCUACGGACAGUGGGGCAGUCAGACGGUCCGACUCGCCUUAAGUUCCGCCAUGAGCUGGGGCACGGAGCUGUGGGAUCAGUUCGACAGCUUAGACAAGCAUACACAAUGGGGAAUUGACUUCUUGGAAAGAUAUGCCAAAUUUGUUAAAGAGAGGAUAGAAAUUGAACAGAACUAUGCAAAACAAUUAAGGAAUCUGGUUAAGAAGUACUGUCCCAAACGGUCAUCCAAAGAUGAAGAGCCAAGGUUUACCUCGUGCAUAGCCUUUUUUAACAUCCUUAAUGAGUUAAAUGACUAUGCAGGACAGCGAGAGGUAGUAGCAGAAGAAAUGGCGCACAGAGUUUAUGGUGAAUUAAUGAGAUAUGCUCACGAUCUGAAAACUGAAAGAAAGAUGCAUCUCCAAGAAGGACGAAAAGCUCAGCAAUACCUUGACAUGUGCUGGAAACAGAUGGAUAAUAGUAAAAAGAAAUUUGAAAGAGAAUGUAGAGAAGCAGAAAAAGCACAACAGAGCUAUGAAAGAUUGGAUAAUGAUACUAAUGCAACCAAGGCAGAUGUUGAAAAGGCCAAACAACAGUUGAACCUGCGUACACAUAUGGCUGAUGAGAAUAAAAAUGAAUAUGCAGCACAGUUACAAAACUUUAAUGGAGAACAACACAAGCAUUUCUACGUAGUGAUUCCUCAGAUUUACAAGCAACUACAAGAAAUGGAUGAACGAAGGACUAUUAAACUCAGUGAGUGUUACAGAGGAUUCGCAGAUUCAGAACGCAAAGUUAUUCCUAUCAUUUCAAAAUGUUUGGAAGGAAUGAUUCUUGCAGCAAAAUCAGUUGAUGAAAGAAGAGACUCUCAAAUGGUGGUAGACUCCUUCAAGUCUGGUUUUGAACCUCCAGGAGACUUUCCAUUUGAAGAUUAUAGCCAGCAUAUUUAUAGAACCAUUUCUGAUGGAACUAUCAGUGCAUCCAAACCGGAGAGUGGGAAAGUGGAUGCCAAAACCACAGUAGGAAAGGCCAAGGGCAAAUUGUGGCUCUUUGGAAAGAAGCCAAAGCCACAGUCCCCACCCUUAACCCCUACUAGUUUAUUCACAUCCAGUACUCCUAAUGGGUCCCAGUUUCUCACAUUCUCCAUUGAGCCCGUGCAUUAUUGUAUGAAUGAAAUAAAAACAGGGAAGCCCAGAAUUCCUUCUUUCAGAAGCCUCAAAAGAGGGUGGUCGGUGAAGAUGGGCCCAGCACUAGAAGAUUUCAGUCAUCUGCCACCAGAACAGAGACGCAAAAAACUGCAGCAGCGCAUUGAUGAACUUAACAGGGAGCUACAGAAAGAAUCAGACCAAAAAGAUGCACUCAACAAAAUGAAAGAUGUAUAUGAGAAAAAUCCACAAAUGGGGGAUCCAGGGAGUCUGCAGCCUAAAUUAGCAGAGACUAUGAAUAACAUUGACCGCCUAAGAAUGGAAAUCCAUAAGAAUGAGGCUUGGCUUUCUGAAGUUGAAGGCAAAACAGGUGGGAGAGGAGACAGACGACACAGCAGUGACAUAAAUCAUCUUGUUACACAGGGACGAGAAAGUCCUGAGGGAAGUUACACUGAUGAUGCAAACCAAGAAGUCCGUGGGCCACCUCAACAGCAUGGUCACCAUGAGUUUGAUGAUGAAUUUGAGGAUGAUGACCCCUUGCCUGCUAUUGGACAUUGCAAAGCUAUCUACCCUUUUGAUGGACAUAAUGAAGGUACUCUGGCAAUGAAAGAAGGUGAAGUUCUAUACAUUAUUGAGGAGGACAAAGGUGAUGGAUGGACAAGAGCCAGGAGACAGAAUGGUGAAGAGGGCUACGUUCCGACAUCAUACAUAGAUGUAACUCUAGAGAAAAACAGUAAAGGUGCAGUAACUUAUAUCUAAACUAACCAGGCAUCUUUGUGCCAUGUAUGACAUAAAUAAAUGGUAUGAUAUAAAUGAUAACAUAAAAUGAAAACACAUUCAACAGGUCAGAAAAAAUAAGAAAACCUAAAAGGGCAUCCCAAUUUAUUGUUCACUAUGUGAGCUGAAUGCAGGCUUGAUCUUAAAAGAUGUGAAUAUCACAAGAGGCUGUUUUUGUGAUGCCUUUCUGUUUGAGUAAUGUUGUGUGAAGCUUAAUUGAUGCCUUUGCUUUAUGUCCUGCUUAAGUCUCUGUGAAGGAUUUGUGUUUUUCUGCCUUAUAAAUAUAGAAUUUGGCUUAUUGGGAAGGAAUCCAUAGGUAGAAUGCUCCCCCAUCUGCUUUACUUCAGAAGACACAGUGACUGGUGAAUUCACAUAAGUAAAACUGCUCUGAAAUGCUGUAGAAAAUUGACUUCCAAAAAGAGUGAUUUGUUGUAGGUGUUUGAAUUUGUAGCUUCAGUAUUUAGGGAAAAAAGUAAUAGUUAGAUAAUAGCAUAAUCAUUUUCAUUUUCCUCCCUAUUCUUAACAUUGGUUUCCUAAAGGAAGAAAAUAAGCACUUAGUUUAUAAUCUAAGUAGUAGUUUAAUCAAGAAAUCUACAAAAUGUAUCACCUGGUCUAGCUCUCUCUCUCUCUCUUUUUUUUUUUUUUUUUUUU
Molecule: messenger RNA, 2735 nt
Organism: Sciurus carolinensis (gray squirrel)
Lineage: Eukaryota; Metazoa; Chordata; Mammalia; Rodentia; Sciuridae
Gene: Fnbp1l
Product: formin binding protein 1 like
Exons: 16
Coding region: 240-2066 (608 amino acids)
Biological process (GO): signal transduction
Molecular function (GO): protein binding
Source: RefSeq, a predicted model, not a curated record